GCCAGUGGACCACAGGCUGACGGACAGGGAGUGGGCUGACGAGUGGAGACAUCUGGACCACGUGUUGAACUGCAUCGUGGACAUGGUGGAGAAGACCAGGAGGUCAGUGAGCGUGCUCCGACGCUGCCAGGAGUCGGACCGCGAGGAGCUCAACUACUGGAGGAGGCAGGAAGACCCUCGCAAGGGGAGCUCCGCUUCUGGAACCUUCUCCAAGACCCACAGCCCCCACACUGCGGACGACCCCGACUCCCAGAGGGAGUUCGCUCCACGCCCCGGCUCCGGCUACGUACCAGAUGAGAUCUGGAAGAAAGCAGAGGAGGCUGUGAACGAGGUGAAGCGCCAGGCCAUGGACGAGGUCCAGAAGGCCGUGGCCGAGGCCGAGCAGAAGGCCUUCGAGAUGAUCGCCGCCGAGAGGGCCAAGAUGGAGAAGACCCUGGCCGAGGCCAAGAGGAAGGCCGCCCAGGAGGCCGUCCUGGUCAUCAACGAGCAGGAGGACUCCAGCGAGUGUUGCUGGAACUGCGGCCGGAAGGCCAGCGAGACCUGCAGUGGCUGCAACGCCGCCCGCUACUGCGGCUCCUUCUGCCAGCACAAGGACUGGGAGAGACACCACCUGAUCUGCAGCCCCGGCCUGCAGGCCAAGCCCGCGUCCGCCACGGCCAGGGCCUCCACAGGGGCCCCCGCCAGCCUCACGGGGCCCAAGGCUCCGGAGAGCGCGCCGGCCGCCUCCAGCCCUCGGGGAGAGAAGGCCUCCGUGCUCUCCCGCUCCUCCACCCCUUCCACCCCCACCUCGGCACCCGAGGCUAACGGGCACUAGGACCCGGCGGAGGGAUUCGAUUUUGGGAGUCCGACCCAUCCGAGCUGUUCCCAGAUCGGCGGUGUUCAGAUCGCUUUAUGACUCGCCGUGCAGACUUGCCACCCUGGUCGACCAACCGCCAUCCCAAAAAGCCUGUGAAACUUUUGUCAUUGGAUAGGGGUGGGGGGGGGGGGGACAUGUGACACCUCAGAGAGGAAGUGACAUUGUAGGUUGAAAGACUCUGGGCUUGGGUGUCGCCACAGGCGCAGAUCCAGGGUCAGUCUCCACUCUGUAGACCUGAACUCUCACCAGACGAGCCGACACAAGCAGAUUUGAGCCCGAGUUCAGUCUCUAAAGGGAGACUGGGUGAUCUGAGGAGGUUCUGCCUGUUGACUUUGGUUCAGAGACCUGGAGGGACUGGCCUUCAUCUGUCAAACAGACAAUCUCAGAUCGAAACCUGCUUCUGUUACUCCUAGCGACACGACAAAACGAGUCAAGAGACACUUCAGUCCAGACAAUGUAUUCUGAGAGUAUUGUGUGUGUAUAUAAGACUGGGAGAGACCUGGUGUGAUGGUACCAGUGGGGAAGUGUCUCUCCUUCUCUGGGAGACACCAGCAGAAGACUAGAAGAUACGGGGUGCUCUUCUCUACAGUCCUGUCCCAUGUAUAGCUGUUAAAAGUGUUCCGCUCGCACGACUUCCGGACGGUUUUCUUGGUCAGUGUGUGUGUGUACGUGUGUCAAGCGUUAUGUGCCGUCAGUGGAAACUAUUCGGUCACGCAUGUGAAUCGUCAAUCUCGGAAGCAAAUUGGGACGGAAGGGUGUCACCGGUUGUGAUCGCGCGUCACCAAAGUUUGCGACGGCUGAGGGACGUUUGGCGUCGCCUGGUCACUGCUGCAUCGUACACGGGAUCGAUCUUCACUAACUCAUGUACAGAUCUGUGAUGCCUAUAAGUAUAUAUAACCUACAUGGUCCAGUCUAGACCUUCACGACGACCUCACAGGAAAAGGAAGAAUCAUUUGGAGUCAUGCAAGGACAAUAUGACAUCCACGUAUGUAUGUAUGCAGUAUACAUACACGUUCAACACUUUUUAAUGGGCUUUCAGUCACAGGCAGUGUUCAUGUUUUCCAGCUCCUAGUGACUCGUUCUAGAAACGUGGAGCGGACUCCCUCAGAUCUUACACCAAGGCUACAUUUGCACCUGUUUCCACACGAGAAUUAAACCCCGUAGGGGGUAGAGAGAAACAAAAUAUUUAAUUUAUUACAGUGGGCCGGUUUAUCAUUCCAUCUGUGGACUCCCGUUCUGAGCGAUGGCAUGUUUUCAGGCUGUUGUACGAACAGACUGAUUGGAGGGGUUGGAGUUGUGUGUCCGAGUACGUGGUGCAGCGUUGGUGUCGAGCGGGAGAUGCGCUCUGGUGUACGACCUGCGGUGGGUCUGUUUCUCUUUAAAUCUCAGGAGUUUUUGUUUUGUACAUAUUAUUGUUGAGUUCAUCCUUUUGUCACCGCUAGAUAAAGUGUAAAGUUUAGAGACCUUCCCUUUUUGAUUGGGCGUCGAUUUCCGGCGUCGUCGUCGUCGCCACAGAAUCGACUCUUGUUUUUUGUUGUGCGAUGUCUUUGUCUGUAAAGCAUAUUAUCUGAGAGGAUGUCUUUGUGUUGUGAGCCACCUUUUCCUUCUAAAACACAUAUUUUGUUAUGAGACACAACUUCAUAUGAACAGAUAUCUUGACAUGAAGUAUUACAAUAAAAAAAGAGAAUGACUCCAAAAGGCCUGUUCUGUCCAGAUGUUGUUUUGAAAUUGUUACGGUCUGUGUGUGUAUGCUCAUUUGCAAAUGAAAGCUGGUGACAUGACAAGAGUGGAGUUUUGCAUAAACAAGAGAUGAAAGUCCGCCGUCUCUAAACAGACCUCUGGUCUAUGUAGUUCUCACAUCCUGUCUACUCCUGCUAACUUACCUUGGAGUCUCUAAACUCCAUUAUAACAGGGGGCGUUUCAGGUCACUGCAUCUUUUUGUGGUUAUAAACUUUGUGUUGCCAGGCAAUUGCGAGGAGCAAACAGAAUGGGUGAGCAGUUUCUUGUUUCCGUCCUCGCCAAUUCACACUUGGAUCAUUUUCCUUACCUGUUCCAGUACCUUGUUUGUAAAUGCAGUGAAUCAUUCAUUUGCUCUCUAUAAAAUA
Messenger RNA from Hypomesus transpacificus, 2961 nucleotides. RefSeq names its product protein CBFA2T1-like. Gene Ontology annotation, biological process: negative regulation of DNA-templated transcription. Gene Ontology annotation, molecular function: transcription corepressor activity. The record is from RefSeq and is a predicted model, not a curated record. Lineage: Eukaryota; Metazoa; Chordata; Actinopteri; Osmeriformes; Osmeridae. The coding region runs from base 83 to 814 and encodes 243 amino acids. Gene Ontology annotation, cellular component: nucleus. The transcript has 5 exons.